This is a messenger RNA of Vitis riparia (riverbank grape), 1449 nucleotides long. RefSeq names its product ankyrin repeat-containing protein ITN1-like. NCBI's taxonomy places the organism in Eukaryota, Viridiplantae, Streptophyta, Magnoliopsida, Vitales, Vitaceae. The transcript has 5 exons. The coding region runs from base 49 to 1266 and encodes 405 amino acids. The record is from RefSeq and is a predicted model, not a curated record.
AAAUCCUACAGAAGGACAAGAUCAACGAUCUCCCUCAAAUUUCUGCCCAUGGUUGAGGUCCAUCAAGCUUAUUAUAUCCAAAGCAAUAUGCUGGUCAUGCGCUUAAGAAUUCCAGGAUCAAGUGAGAUGAGGAAGCUAAAAGAGAAAAAGGAGAUGCACAUCCGGUCUCGUCAGAUCAUGGAAAGACUACUUGAACGUGCUAAAAGCCAUCACGAGCAAGAAGAGCAGAGCAAUGAUAGGCUUGUACAGUUCGAUGAGGACGAGGCAAAGAAUUAUGGUUUGUGUCAUUCAGAGCAUGAGUACUUCAGAAGAGGCCGCGUUCGGCUGGGUCCCUCGAUGCCAAUACUGAUUGCAGCAAGUAAUGGCAUUGUGGAAAUGGUAGAGAAAACCCUGCAAGUUUUUCCCAUGACCAUUCAUGACAGGGACUGCUAUUGGAAGAACAUAGUGCUGUUGGCAGUGGAGAACAGGCAGUCGCAUCUAUAUGACUUCUUGCUCAAGAGUUCUCAUCUUCUUGAUAAAGACCUUGCACUUCAUGCAGUGGAUGGAAAUUGGAAUAGCGCAUUGCAUCUAGCUGCCAAGUUAAAAGAUUAUGAAAGCUGGCUUAUCCCCUCCAGCACGUUGCAAAUGCAUUGGGAAGUCAAAUGGUAUGAGUAUGUGAAGAAAUCCUUGCGACCGAAUGUCUCUGCCAGUCCUAAUAAGAGUCAAAAGACCCCUGACCAGAUAUUCACAGAAACACAUAAAGAACUCUUAGAAAAAAGCAAAGAAUGGCUCAACAGCACAUGCAAUUCCUGCUCUUUCAUUGCAGCUCUAAUAGCAACUGUCGCCUUUGCUUCAUCAGCCACCGUACCAGGCGGAGUCGACCAAGACACUGGCAAACCAAUUUUCCAACACCAUUUGGCUUUCAGAUUUUUUGCAAUUUCAUCCCUAGUUGCACUUUGCUCUUCCUUCAUCUCACUGCUCGUAUUUUUCUCCCUUCUCACCUCCAAGUGCCAAUAUAAAGAUUUUAGUAAGAACGUGCCUAGGAACCUCUUAUUUGGCUUAACCUCUCUCUUUAUAUCCAUGGCGGCCAUGUUGAUAUGUUUCAUCUCAGGGCAUCUCUUGAUGCUUGACAAUCAACUGAAAUAUUAUGCUGCGGUUCCGGUGUAUGCAGUCACCUUCUUGGUUAUAACAUUCAUUUCCCUUCAGAAGUUUCCAUCAUUCUUUGCUCUUGUAAGGGCUAAAUUUCAUAACGUGCCUGAGCGUAUUUACAAGGAGGAUCCUUUGUAGGAAUUUCAUUUUUCCCCUUGUCUGAGCUCAAAGAGGACCUUAUGCCAUGGUGAUGGCCAGACCUGAUAUUGAUGUAAUGUUUUAGUUGUUUUGUGUCUUUUAAUAUAUAUGAUUGUCAUCUUCCUCGUGGGACAACUAGAAAUUUCUCAGAGCUUGAAAGGAACUACAAAGCAUUUUAUUUCA